AGGAUACGAGUCUAUUGUAAGAAUCGUCGCGAAAGCGUUUCUAAAGUUGGGUUUGGAGCGACAUCAUAGUGUUUGCAUAAUGGGAUUCAAUAGUCCAGAAUGGUUUAUUGCCGAUCUCGCGACUAUAUAUGCUGGUGGGAUCGCUACAGGGAUUUAUAUCACAAAUUCUCCAGAAACAUGUCAAUAUUGUGCUGAACACAGUCGGGCAAAUAUAAUAGUCGUUGAAGAUGAAAAACAAUUGCAAAAAAUUUUGCAAAUAAAACACAAUUUAACUCACUUGAAAGCAAUUAUUCAAUAUAAUGGCAUACCUACCAAAAAGGAUGUUUUGAGUUGGGACGAUUUAUUGGACAUAGGUAAAAAAGAAUCGGAGGAUAAAUUACUAUCUGUGUUAAAGACGAUAGGAAUAAAUGAAUGUUGUAUUUUAGUAUAUACGUCGGGAACAGUCGGAAAUCCAAAAGCUGUAAUGUUAAACCAUGAUAAUGUGCUAUUCAAUCUACGAACAUUAUUGCCAUUGCUACAUUUAAAAGAAAAAUCAGAGAUUAUAGUUAGCUAUCUGCCACUGUCUCAUGUGGCAGCACAGCUAAUUGAUAUCGUAAUAAAUAUUACGUUAGCGAGCACAGUAUAUUUUGCGGACCCAAGUGCAUUAAAGGGUACGUUAAUAAAUACGUUACUUGUUGCACAACCAACUUUUUUCAUAGGAGUGCCUAGAGUAUGGGAAAAAAUAAAUGAAAAAAUGCAAGAGAAAGCGCGUAAUAACGGCGUAAUAAAAACCUGGAUUGCUGAAUGGGCAAAAGCACAAGCUCUUUGUUAUUAUACAAAUAAAAUAAAUGGCAUAGACUAUAAACAUUUGGGCUAUGUUUUUGCAAAAUGGCUUAUUUUCGACAAAGUCAAGGCAGCAUUAGGUUUAAACAAGUGUCGAACCUUCGUUUCCUCAGCAGCACCCUUGAAUAUCGAUAUUAAAAAAUAUUUCUUGAGUUUAGAUAUGCCUAUAUUAGAGGCAUAUGGAAUGUCUGAAUGUGGUGGAGCUCAAACAAUAAUUGACAUUGACAAAUAUAGCUUAAAUGGUGUAGGAAGAACUUUACCCGGACUAUGUACAAAAUUGUACAAUAUAGAUGAACACGGCGAGGGAGAGAUUUGUAUGAGUGGACGACAUAUAUUUAUGGGUUACUUAAAUGCACUAGAAAAAACCAAAGAAACCAAAGAUGAAAAUGGUUGGUUACAUAGUGGUGAUCUUGGGAAAUUAGAUUCAAAUGGGAAUUUGUUUAUUUCUG
Messenger RNA from Trachymyrmex septentrionalis, 1271 nucleotides. Its product is annotated as long-chain-fatty-acid--CoA ligase ACSBG2-like. Gene Ontology annotation, cellular component: membrane; endoplasmic reticulum. NCBI's taxonomy places the organism in Eukaryota, Metazoa, Arthropoda, Insecta, Hymenoptera, Formicidae. The transcript is spliced from 6 exons. The annotation marks the transcript as partial. Gene Ontology annotation, molecular function: long-chain fatty acid-CoA ligase activity. The record is from RefSeq and is a predicted model, not a curated record.